CACCAAGCGCAGAUUGAACUCCGUCUCAGGUUGUACAUUCCUCAGCUUGACACAGCCAUAUAUUUAGGUAAGGAAGUACGAUUGUAGGUGGUAGGUAUUUUCAUAAUUUUCCUCACGCUUGCUUGUACAUUGAUACAAAUUUCAUUGUUACUCAUACCCUUACACAAUGUCUGGCGCGCUUGUUCGAGCAGGCGCACGUAAUGGCGAGAUAACAGGACAGACAUCAGCUCUUGCACCCUCAUACCUCCAAGCUAAUCUUAUCGUUCUACCUUCGUGCUACGCUGAUGACUUCGAGCAACUCUGCAAAAGAAAUCCGGUACCAUGCCCUCUCAUCGCCAAAUCCGCCAGCAUAGGAUCAUACAAUACCCUCGACUCAUGGAUUGAGGGAGUGGCAGGUGAAGACUUGGCUGCGGAUGUCGAUAUUCGAAUCGACAUUCCAAAAUACAUGGUCUACGAAAACGGCGAGCUUUUGCACGAUCAUGUUGAUGAUAUAAAGGCACACUGGACAGAGGAUCACGUAGCAUUCUUAAUUGGAUGCUCCUACAGUUUCGAAGGAGCUCUCAUAGACGGCGGACUAAUGCCUCAACAUAUCCGACAGCGUCGAAAUGUGCCGAUGUACAAGACUAAUAUAAUGCUCUGCCCGGCUGGAGUUUUGAUCAGGGUACAUAUGUGGUAUCUAUGCGACCCUAUAAGAAGGAUGAUAUCGAGAAAGUUAGGAACAUAACAAGACCGUAUCUGGCCACUCAUGGAGAACCGAUUGCCUGGGGAUGGGAUGCUGUCGAGAAAUUAGGAAUUCAGGACAUUGCUAAACCAGACUGGGGCGAUAUCUCCAUGGAUGACGAUGGGUACCCUCUGGUGUUGGUGGGAGGACGUGAAGAUGAAAUUGUUCCUGUAUUUUGGGGAUGUGGUGUCACUCCGCAGCACGCUGUCGUGAGCGCUGGCUUGGAGGGAAUUGUUAUGGGUCAUGCACCGGGACACAUGCUGGUUCUGGAUUGUCGAGAUGGUGAUCUUGUUAAGAAGUGAAAUGAACCGUAUACUGAAGUCAUCUGCCUGUCCUCAUAGCACUCUCCAAUUCUAAUUCAUAUUUAAUAAUCACUUGAUCCUUUAGGCUUACCUAUAUU
Messenger RNA from Sclerotinia trifoliorum, 1121 nucleotides. NCBI's taxonomy places the organism in Eukaryota, Fungi, Ascomycota, Leotiomycetes, Helotiales, Sclerotiniaceae. The record is from the annotation of a GenBank genome assembly.